This is a messenger RNA of Stegodyphus dumicola, 1056 nucleotides long. It is a transcript of the gene mRpL9, whose product is annotated as mitochondrial ribosomal protein L9. Gene Ontology annotation, cellular component: ribosome. Gene Ontology annotation, molecular function: structural constituent of ribosome. Lineage: Eukaryota; Metazoa; Arthropoda; Arachnida; Araneae; Eresidae. The record is from RefSeq and is a predicted model, not a curated record. Gene Ontology annotation, biological process: translation.
CGUCGGCGAGGGGUCGAACAAAGGAGUGACGUAGCCCUUCUAUUUAUCCCUGUUCGUACAAGAAGGUUCUUUAAUAUUAAUUCGUAUUUCGCGGAUUUGAAGUGAUGUGAAAAGAGGAGUCGAUUGAAUGUAAAUAUUAAAUAAAGUAAAUGUGAAGAUUUGUUUUUCAGUUUUGUAAUAUUAUCACGAUACAGGUAGAAUAUGAAUAUCUGCCGUGCAUUUUCCAGAAAUAGAAAUGACUUAUUUAUUCGAGACGUAUUUUCUGCAAUUAUUUUACCUUCUAGGAAUACAUUUAUUGUGAAAAGAAAAUUCCCACCACCAUUAUCAAGAAAAAAUGCGGAACGUCCAAGAAUACUGAAAGCUAGGCAUUUUGUGUAUGAGACUGUAGAGGAUACUGAACUGACUGAACCACCAGAUCUCAAAGUUGUUUUGACAACUUUUGUUGAUGGCAUUGGUGACGUUGGAGAUGUUAUAACUUUAAUGCCUGGAUAUGCACGAGACCACCUUCUGCUUCCGAAGAAAGCUGUCUAUGCUACUCCCGAAAACAUUCAGAAGUAUUCUGAUAUUAAAAAGACUCGACCUGAGAGACCCAUGUUCAGUUCUAUUUAUGCUGGUGUGACAGUCCGGACUUUGAACAAGUAUGUUAUUCCUGUGUUCAUGAAUCCAGAAGUGCCAUGGACGAUAAAAGCAAAUCACAUUCAAAUUGCUUUCCGGAAGGAAGGUUUCUGGGUACCUUUGGAUGCCAUUGAAGUACCAAGUACUAUAGAUGGCCCUGACCCAUUGAAAGAAGCUAAGGAUUUUGCAGUUUUUAUUACAAUCAAUAACACAGAGAGGGUACCAGUACGAUGUAGACUUUUCCACACACAAGUUGGAUUAGAAACAGCAGAAUUAGCUAACGAAUUUUAUUUAGAUAAAGCAGAACCCAUUUUGACUGAACAGAAGGAACUUUUAGAAAAUAUGCCAGUGCCAGAAAUUUAUGAUCCAUCAACAACAGUUUCAUUAGUAGAAAAAUAUCGCAUUCAGUAUAUCAAAUAAAUUAAAUUUCUUCCUGUUUUA